UCGGUAAUUUUCAUUGCAGCUAUGCCAGACCUCGACACCACCAGCGUAUUGAGCGAUGACUUAACAGUGUCGGAUCUUGGCUUCAAGCUGUUAGGCGCUACUGCCCCAGAAGCAACGCCCCCCAAUCCGGUCGAUUUAGCAACUAUUGGCUCUGAUCAUGGGAGCCUAUUGCUGACUCCGACGGUGUUACAGAAAAUAAUGAUAAUCAAUCUUUGAAAGCUAUCGAAAUUGAUAUGUCAGAUAUUUUGAAUGAUAAGAAUUCGAGACCUCGAUUGCGGCAAAGAAUUAUUACAUGCAAAUCGCAUUGGCGUACGGAUUUGCCCUCAAGACUCGCUCUUGUUCAGCCAAGUUCAUACAUUUGGCAUGUGCC
Lobosporangium transversale is the source of this 370-nucleotide messenger RNA. RefSeq lists its product as hypothetical. The transcript has a single exon. Bases 22 to 216 code for a protein of 64 amino acids. The record is from RefSeq and is a predicted model, not a curated record. NCBI's taxonomy places the organism in Eukaryota, Fungi, Mortierellomycota, Mortierellomycetes, Mortierellales, Mortierellaceae.